AUGCCGCCUAAGAAAAAUGAGGGCAGUAAGAAGAAACCAGCUGUAUCUGAGGGUGAUCAUGAAGAGAUUACAGUGGCGGAAAUACUCUCAAAAACUAUAGUUGGAGUAAUAUUACUAGCAUUAUUGUACCAGUUUUAUGUGUACAUACAAGUCUCCAUAGUAGCUGUCCCCGCUUUGCCGAAAUUCGACUUGAAUGUUUGGUGGGGGCCAAACAACACCAAAGUUCAAGAUAGUUCUAUAAGACCGUAUAGAAUUGUUUUGUCGGAUUCUAUGCAAGAGAACCUGCGGAGAAAAUUCGAAGCAUACCGUCGUGCGACACGAAUAAAAAGCUUGAAUGAGACCUCAGAAUACGGCAUCAACUCCGAAGUCUUAGGCCAGAUAUUCGCCCAUUGGCAAUUCAAAUAUAAUUACAGGGAACAGUCAAAAUACUUAAAUAAAUAUAGCCACUUUAAGACAAAUGUGCAAGGGUUAGAUAUACAUUUUAUGAGGGUGACACCUCAACCUACGACGGAAAAUGUUAAGGUUCUACCGCUGUUACUGCUUCACGGAUGGCCGAGUUCAGUGCGAGACUUUUAUGACAUUAUACCUCUUCUGACCACACCUAGAUCGGGACAUGAUUUUGUAUUUGAAGUUAUUGCUCCGAGUCUUCCAGGUUUCACAUAUUCCCAAGGAGCAGUUCGACCAGGACUUACAACCUAUCAAAUGGCCAUUAUCAUAAGGAACCUUAUGGAGAAAAUAGGCGUCAAACAAUUCUUCAUACAUGGGGAAGAUAUUGGGAGCACCAUCGGUUCUCAUAUAGCCACAAUAUUUCCGAAACAAGUUCUUGGAUUCCAUACUAAUACUCCUGUUAAUCUUUCAAAGCUGGCACAGUUGACUUUGUUCUUUGGAGCCAUAUUUCCUACAUAUACAGCGGGAGAUUUAGCCGACAAAAUAUACCCCUUAAAUGAUAAAUUUAAUUACUUUUUAGAAGAGUUUGGUUAUUUACAUUUACAAAGUACAAAGCCGGAUACCCUAGGUAUAGCUCUCCAAGAUUCUCCGUUGGGCCUUGGAGCUUAUAUUAUCGAGAAGUAUUUGCUGUUCACGAAUCCUAAUAAUAAGAUCAACCAAGAUGGUGGUCUUUCCACUUUUGAUAAAUCCGCGUUGAUUGACAAUGUAUUGAUGUAUUGGAGCACUGCUAGCAUCACUACAUCUCUACGAUUGUACAAAGAAAGCAUUAACAAUUACGAUACCGAAGAAUCCCUUGCAAGAAUCCCAACCAUAGUUCCGACAUGGGGUCUUAGAACGAAGUACGAUGUUAUUCAGCAACCUGACUUCAUCCUGCGAUGGAAGUAUCCGAACCUGAUCGGCAUUACUAAUCUGGACGUUGGUGGUCACUAUGCGACCUUUGAGAAACCUAAUGAAGUAGCUGAUGAUAUUUUCAAGGCAGUAAAGCAUUUUUUGACUAAAACAAAAUAA
Molecule: messenger RNA, 1455 nt
Organism: Pararge aegeria (speckled wood butterfly)
Lineage: Eukaryota; Metazoa; Arthropoda; Insecta; Lepidoptera; Nymphalidae
Gene: Jheh-lp4
Product: juvenile hormone epoxide hydrolase-like
Exons: 7
Coding region: 1-1455 (484 amino acids)
Biological process (GO): epoxide metabolic process
Molecular function (GO): epoxide hydrolase activity
Source: RefSeq, a predicted model, not a curated record